AAAAAAUGAAUUGGUGAUAUUUUUUGUAAAUUUUAUUCUAAAUAAGUUAUUACUUUGAAAUUCAUGCUCUAAAUUUUAAACGUAAGGUAUAACCAUUUUUAACUGUACACAAAAGAUUGCAUACAAAUGGAUUGGGGGUCCGUACGUAUGCAAUUCAAGCAAACAUGGCACACGACUCUUCUAAGCCUCUUGCUAUUUACCGGUGUCACAUAUUUCCUGAUUUGGGCUGAGCGUCAAACUAUACGAAGUAACUUGAUGUUGGAAGAACUUAUAAAUUCGGCGGAGAGUAUAGACGUACACACUGGAGAUGACGCUGCUCGGUACGAGGGGAAGGUCGUUCAUAUAGUGGGACCUAUCAGGAUAUUGGAACCAAUAUCUGAACCUGACUAUAAUCUGCAUGUUCAAGCUGUGAAGCUGAGGAAGCGAGUGCAAAUGUAUCAAUGGAUUGAAGAGUCAACAGAUAAUGAAAAUUUCAACAAUGAGCCCUCGGAUGAAGCUCAUAAAACAUACUGGUACCACAAAGACUGGAAGGACUAUGUGGUUGAUUCAUCAUUAUUCUACAUUCGACCAGGCCACCACAAUCCAACAUCAAUGCCAAUAUUUAGUGAAACUCAUAUUGCUGAGAGUGUAAAGAUUGGUUGGAUGACUUUAGGUGUGGAUGUAAAAAGAAAAGUAAAUGAUUAUUAUGAGGUGUGGUCUGACUCUCGACCAGAAAGGAGUGAUAUAAAAUUGCAUUCAGGAUUCUAUUACCAUGGUAAUAGUGCCUUGGAACAUGAAAUUGGUGAUCUCAGAAUACAUUUCUCGUAUGCAGGAAGAGAAGAUGAUAUUUAUACAGCGGUAGGUGUAGUAGAAAAUGGAAUCUUGCAAGCUUACGGCCCUGAGGAUUUUCCAACUGCAGACCCUAUUUGUAUUUUGCGGAAAGGCUCAUACAGCUUGAAACAGAUUUAUGAUUUAGAAAAUCGUGAUGCCAAUGUCCAUACUUGGAAGUACAGACUUUUUGGGCUUGUUCAAGUGUUUUCAUCAGCAAUGACUCUACAUCCAGAUUGGUUGACUUUGUUUUUACAAAGUUGCUGGAUAUCCAGUAACCUGAGGCGGUGCAGCAGGCUGUGGAUUAAUUUUGUAUUCUGCUUUUCUUACACAUUACUGGUUAUCUCUAUUCCUUGGUUGUUCCACAAGCCGUCGUUCGGUGCGCUGGUGCUAUGCGGCGCGGCUCUGCCCCUGCUGCACUACUCGACGCUGCUGACGCGCGCCCGCGCCGCCUCCCCCGCGCGCGACCGCUGACCGAUGUACGUGACCUUGCCGCAGAUAGCUGAGCUGAUGGCCAUGGCGCUGCUGUACGCCUACCUAGCCGGGAUAUACUAUCAGAGUUGAUUCCUAUGCAGAUGGGGGACCAACGUAGUUU
Molecule: messenger RNA, 1402 nt
Organism: Aricia agestis (brown argus)
Lineage: Eukaryota; Metazoa; Arthropoda; Insecta; Lepidoptera; Lycaenidae
Gene: Tmem43
Product: transmembrane protein 43 homolog
Exons: 7
Coding region: 127-1281 (384 amino acids)
Biological process (GO): nuclear membrane organization
Cellular component (GO): nuclear inner membrane
Source: RefSeq, a predicted model, not a curated record